GACUUGCCACAAGUAGGACUUCAAUUCCCAGGUUACUCCUUGCUUUAUGACAUACAUAAUAUAUUGUUCUUUUCAUCAGAGAUCAGUCCACCCCCUGAUCACCACCCAAACCAGAGGAUUCCUCCUCCUGGGAUAUCUGAUCCUCCUCCAUGGGCCGGGAACCAGCAUCCUGAUUUGGGGCCGCCUCCUCACGACUUUCACAGUCAGGCGCCACACAUGCGGCAGCAGACCCCAUCUCACGUCAGUCAGGACGACUCCAGUCUGGUGCCCAAUGUGCCCUACUUCGACCUUCCCGCAGGACUCAUGGCGACGCUUGUGAAGCUUGAAGAUCAUGAUUAUAAGCCUCUGGACCCAAAAGACAUCCGUCCGCUGCCCACAAAGCCUCCCAGUGACCGUCUGCUGGCUGCAGUGGAGGCGUUUUACAUCCUGCCGUCCCACGACAGACCCAGAAACAGUGAGGGUUGGGAACAGGGCGGUCUGUAUGAGUUCCACCGGGCCAAAAUGAGAGAGAGGCGGAAAAAGGAACAGGACAAACGCAACAG
Messenger RNA from Sinocyclocheilus grahami, 542 nucleotides. RefSeq names its product calcium homeostasis endoplasmic reticulum protein-like. The transcript is spliced from 3 exons. Gene Ontology annotation, cellular component: perinuclear region of cytoplasm. The record is from RefSeq and is a predicted model, not a curated record. Lineage: Eukaryota; Metazoa; Chordata; Actinopteri; Cypriniformes; Cyprinidae. The annotation marks the transcript as partial. Gene Ontology annotation, biological process: intracellular calcium ion homeostasis.